AUGAAUACAUCAAUACCUCAACUCCCUUAGGCUUCCAUCUAUGAACCGACAAUAUCAAUUCAGAAAAUUUAACCACAUUAUCGAUUUGAUUCUAAUAAUAUGCCUAGAAUCCAAUGUUAUUACCAUUAAGACAAUCCAAAUAAUUACAUUAAGUACUUUUGCAGACAGCCUGAAUGUUUAAUGCCUUUAUGUGAUAAGUGUGUUUAGUAGCAUUUGAAUUAAUACCAUACUCAAUCUUAAAGUAAUAUUGUACCUUUUGAAACCAUACUUUCAGAAAUCUAUUAAAAUUUAGCAGCAGAUUGUAAUGAAAUGUGUGAUCAAAUCAAUAAAAUUCAAUAAUUAUCAGAAAGGACUACAACCGAUAAAUUAGUUGGUAAACAAUCAUUAUAAACAAAUCCAAUCAAAUUGAUAGAAUCUGCAAGAGAUCAGGUCAUAGCGAUUGUCAAUAACUAUUUUGAUACUUUGAAGACUUAUCUUUUAACUUAGAUUGAAGAGCCAUUACCUGAUCUAAAUGUUAAACCUGCCAUAAAAGACUUAAAAUUAAGAUGGGAAUAAAACAUCAAAGAUUUAGAGUCCAUAAAUAAUCCAGUAGCAUCCAUUGAAAAAGUAAUUGAAUACUGCGAAGAAGAAUUAAGAAAGAAGAAUGAUACCAUCUUGAAUGAAGCAGACAAAAUAAUCAAAUUACUUGAGACAUUUACACCACAAUAUAGACAAUACGGAGUGGAUAUUCCUCAAUUAUUUGUCGAUCCAACAUUUUUACCAAGAUUUUUGUGGGUGUUAGAGAGAUAUGCUUUUUUCAAUCGUCCUCCUUUAGAACCAGAAAUCCUUCCUCCCCCAAGAGUAGUAGAACCUAUGCCUGUUUAUGAUAUUCCACCUCCCCCCAGAUAUUAUGACCCAUAUCCACCUAUGGAAUAAGUUGUUUAUAGGGAUCCCAUUGUUAUCAGGGAACCUGUAUUUAGAGAUAGCUUGAUUAGAGAGAACGAGUAUCCAGAAGAGUAUGAUGAUGCAUAUUGGCAACGAAGAAAUAGAGGAAGACAAUAAUAAUAAUUCGACUAUUAUCCAGAUAUUGAAAAUGAUGCCUAUUAAAUGAAGACUAGUGUCUCUAAAGAAAAAAGGAGAAAAUCAAAAGUCUAAGAAUCUCCUAAACCAAAAUAUAAGAUAACUGAACAAUAUGAAUCACAGAAAAAAAAAAAAACUAACAAAUCCAAAGGUCCCAAAGAAAUAGUCAUUAGUCAUGCAACACCCUCAUAUAUUAAUAUGACAACAACCUAAAUUCCCUAAUAGUAUUAGCCUUAACAGACAACUACAUAACAAGUGUAACCUACCUAUUAGGCUCUUUAAACGGCCAAUAUUUUAUUACCAACGAACACCUAAUUGGACUUGACUCAAAAAGCACCUUCGGGAAUGACUAAGUCAAAAAUUACAAACUAAGCCUAUAAAAAUUUAUGA
Molecule: messenger RNA, 1449 nt
Organism: Paramecium tetraurelia
Lineage: Eukaryota; Ciliophora; Oligohymenophorea; Peniculida; Parameciidae
Exons: 2
Source: RefSeq, a predicted model, not a curated record